CGCGGCUGCCUGGGGACAGCAGUCCCCUCCGUCAGGAUCAAUCACCCUAAGCCUGUCUGAGGAGCAGUCGGCUUAGGAGCAGCCGUGAAAGCCGCCUUUGUGCCCGAGGAGAAUGAGCCGCAGGAGGACGGGGGCCCCUGGCCCAGGGCACCCCUCGGGCCCCGGAUCCUGAAAUAACACCGAGGGGAGGACACCCCGGCCUGGCCCCGGGCCCAGCCAAGCCCGGUGCCUGCUUUGUGCCAUGGGAGCUGCCCAGGGGAAGAAGAAAGAAUACUCUCCCCAGGCUGUAUUUCAUAAUGAAAAUGAGAAGCAGAGACUAAAUGGCUCAGCCUCCAUGUACUCUGAGAUCCAGAGGGAGCGGGCCGACAUCGGAGGCCUGAUGGCCCGGCCAGAAUACAGGGAGUGGAACCCAGAGCUCAUCAAGCCCAAGAAGCUGCUGAACCCCGUGAAGGCCUCCCGGACCCACCAGGAGAUGCACCGCGAGCUGCUCAUGAACCACAGAAGGGGCCUGGGUGUGGACAGCAAGCCGGAGCUGCAGCGCGUCCUGGAGCACCGUCGGCGGAACCAGCUCAUCAAGAAGAAGAAGGAGGAGCUGGAGGCCAAGCGGCUGCAGUGCCCCUUCGAGCAGGAGCUGCUGAGACGGCAGCAGAGGUUGAACCAGCUGGAGAAACCCCCAGAAAAGGAAGAGGACCAUGCCCCUGAAUUUAUUAAAGUCAGGGAAAACCUGCGGAGAAUCACCACUUUGACCAGUGGAGAGAGGGCACUGUAGAGCCGGCUCCCGGAGCUCCAGCGCCCCCCAGCCCACCCGGCCCCCACCGCGCCCUCCUGUACGCGGCAGCCCUGGCCCCCAGACCCGGCUCUGCGGCGUUCACGCUCGCUCCUGGAAAAACGCAUCGCCACAGAGGGCUGCCCCCCCGCCCCACCCCCAGAAGAUGGGGGAUCCUGAAUGCAGGCUUUUCCUUCUAGUGCUCAUUGCUCCUGCUCCAAGCAGCAGCCACUGCUAAGGGAGCUUUCCCCAGGCUCCCUCCUUGAGGGGCUGCUGAGCCCUGCCAGGAUGCUUCGGGCAGAGCUGAGAAGGGACCAGUGCCCCUCUGGCUGGACGAGCUGUCCAUUCUGCCCAGGCCCCAUGGGGGGCACUUACCUUGAAAGCCUGAGGGGAGAACGGUAUGUCCUAAGGAAGGGCGGGGCGGCCCAAGGCCGCCCUCCAAGGCAGAGGCGCACUAACAAAGUCAGCUUCGGCCUCUCCCCACCCCUUCACCUUCAUCCCUCCACGCUCCCCCUGCCCCCAUCCUACCCCAUCCAGACCCUGUAACCACAGCAGCCCAGGGCUGCAGCCGCUCUGCUUCUGGAAGUUAGAACAGUGCUACUUGAACUUUACUGUGCCUAUGAUUACCAGGGCCCUUUGCUAGAAGACGGCUUCUGAUCCCACAGGUUGGGGUGAGAGCUGAGAAUCUUGUUUCUAACAAGCUCCUGGACUGCCACUCUGAGGCCCACACUGUCCCUGGCAAAAUGCAGGAUCCGAGGCGAAUAUAAGCCUCCCCCCCCCGCCCCAGCUCCCGUGACCCCCAUCCUGGAGAUUCCCAUCCGCCUCUAAGGCGCUCUUUAUUUUCCUCCCACCCCAGGGGCCCUGGGCCCGGGAACACCCCUAGCUAGGAAGUGGUGUUGGUUAUGUGACCAGAGAUGCAUGUAAUUGCCAAUCUGCCUUUCUCACCAUACUGAUGCAAUUCUAGCCAAAAAAACUCACAAAACUUUUUUAAAAGAAUCUUUCCCCAAAGUCUACAAAAAGCAAAUAUAUAGUGAUUUUCAACAGGCUUUGGAAAACAUAAAAAACCAGUCUGAAGGCCCCACCACCACCCUGACACCCUGGCCCCGCUGAUCGGCCUGAGGCCAACUCCGUGAACUCAGUCACGCGUUCUUCCUCCAAACUCGCCUCCCAGCACUAGACCAAAUGUUUGAACUUUCGCUUCUGUCCCAUAUUUAAAGAUCUGGAGACCCACCAGGCCUUUUCCUUUUCCCCUGAAGAAUAAAACCCCUGCCCCAUAGCUCAGUUGGUAAAGAAUCCGUCUGCAAUAUGGGAGACCUGGGUUCAAUCCCUGGGUUGGGAAGUUUCCCUGGAGAAGGAAAUGGCUACCCACUCCAGUGUUCUUGCCUGGAGAACCCCAUGGUCAGAGGAGCCUGGCGGCUUACAGUUCAUGGGAUCGCAAGAGUCGGACAUGACUUAGUGCUAGGUAACAGGGCACUAGUAGAAAAGCAUUUCCUUUUACCCCCCACCCCGCCCACCAAGACUGCUGGACAGAGCUGCCGCUGGGAUGCAGCCUGGCACCUGGACCGAAGGUGGGAGGGAAGGGACCGCCCUGGGUGGCUGGAGGGUGACCAGAGACAUCGUCCUCCUGUGUGUGCUGAGGGGCAUGAAUACAGACAUGCUGGCUCUAAAAGGCUCUUGAAUGUGACCAUUUUGGUGAGAAGGAGGGAACACUGUUUUACAUGUGUGUCUGGCAAGGGUCAUGCUAAAAAUGUACAACCCCUGCUUAAAGACCACCACUUCCCCAAAGAAGUCGCCCCAUGUCAUUCAGACCUGAGGAGAACGAGACUGAGCCUCUAGGAUGGAGUAGCCCCCAAGGGAAUGCUUGGGGGUUCACCGUGGGCCCGUGAGGUGCUCCAUGGGGGCAGCAGGGCACGGAGACAAAGCCCUGGCAGUAUUAGAACAGACCUCGAGUACCACGGCGUCCACCGAGCCCGACAGACACCCUUGAUCCUGCCCCAGGGCUCAGUCUCCACUCCUCCUCGCCAGCCAUCUCCCACAGCAGAGGCUGCAAACACAGCGUUUCACUGCUGCAGCCUCCUCUGCAGUUUGGGGCGACCAUGCGACCAGGUAGGGCCAGUGACAUUUACAACGAAGUCUACAGGGGGUCCUGGAAAGCUUGUUGUUCUGACAAAACAGACAGACUGGUUAACACCCCAUUGCCCCUCCCUCCCUCCAUUGAGGCUGGGAUGGCUGGAGCCACAGCAGCCAUGUUGCAACUAUGAAGAAAAAGGCCGAGAGAAUCUCAAAGACACGGGCCCGACUGUCAUGCGACCAAGCCAAUGCCAGCAGCCAUCCUCCUCCCAGAUUCUUGUAAAUACAAAUAAAUCCCCCUUGUUUA
Dama dama (fallow deer) is the source of this 3143-nucleotide messenger RNA. It is a transcript of the gene FAM107A, whose product is annotated as family with sequence similarity 107 member A. Lineage: Eukaryota; Metazoa; Chordata; Mammalia; Artiodactyla; Cervidae. Gene Ontology annotation, cellular component: stress fiber; neuron projection; synapse. The coding region runs from base 242 to 769 and encodes 175 amino acids. Gene Ontology annotation, biological process: regulation of actin cytoskeleton organization; actin filament bundle assembly; actin filament polymerization. The record is from RefSeq and is a predicted model, not a curated record. The transcript has 5 exons.